This is a messenger RNA of Sphaerulina musiva SO2202, 291 nucleotides long. RefSeq lists its product as uncharacterized. The record is from RefSeq and is a predicted model, not a curated record. The annotation marks the transcript as partial. The transcript has a single exon. Lineage: Eukaryota; Fungi; Ascomycota; Dothideomycetes; Mycosphaerellales; Mycosphaerellaceae.
GGUCUCAACAAAAACAACCUCUGCCACACCUCCCCCUCCUCCGACCCCACUUCCUCUCCGCGAGGAAAUUUCUCCAUCGCAGCAACUCUGACCCACUCCUUUUUACAAUCCGAAUUCGGCGAUGAUCCUCCUUACAAAGGCCAUCGCGCCGGCCAGAAAAUGUGUAUUUCCGCGCACGAUUUUCUGAGCGCCAUGCGCGAAAUGGGGCCGGAUACGGGGUUGAAGGUGGAUUUGGAGAGGACGAGUUCGAGGGCGUUGGAGGUCGUGAGGUUGGAGGAUUUGAAGAGGUUU